This is a messenger RNA of Colletes gigas, 1923 nucleotides long. It is a transcript of the gene AMPKalpha, whose product is annotated as 5'-AMP-activated protein kinase catalytic subunit alpha-2. The coding region runs from base 161 to 1729 and encodes 522 amino acids. Gene Ontology annotation, molecular function: protein serine/threonine kinase activity; ATP binding. The record is from RefSeq and is a predicted model, not a curated record. Gene Ontology annotation, cellular component: cytoplasm. Lineage: Eukaryota; Metazoa; Arthropoda; Insecta; Hymenoptera; Colletidae. Gene Ontology annotation, biological process: intracellular signal transduction; protein phosphorylation. The transcript has 10 exons.
AGUAUCAGUUAUGAUCAUUUGGUAUCAGUAUAUUUGAAGUAGUAAGUGUCAGAACAUGUAAAUAGUGUCAGGUGAUUGAAAUCAUUAGUGAUUUUCAGUUUCGUGAUGUAUUUUUUGUUUGUGGAUUCGUUCUGAUACUCUUCUGACACAUUUAUUAUAAAUGACAGGAAUAUCAACAAUGUCAGAAAGAAUUCCAUCUAAUCAACCGCAGCCUAUUGUUAAGAUAGGUCAUUACACACUUGGGCAAACUUUGGGUGUGGGAACAUUUGGUAAAGUGAAAAUUGGAGAACAUGUUCUAACAAAGCAUAAAGUUGCUGUAAAAAUUCUGAAUCGUCAGAAAAUUAAAAGUCUGGAUGUAGUUGGAAAAAUUCGAAGAGAAAUACAAAAUCUUAAACUUUUUAGACACCCUCAUAUUAUUAAGUUGUAUCAAGUCAUAAGUACACCCACAGACAUAUUUAUGAUAAUGGAGUAUGUAUCUGGUGGAGAGCUGUUUGAUUAUAUCGUGAAGCAUGGAAAACUUAAAGAAUACGAGGCACGAAGAUUUUUCCAACAGAUUAUUUCUGGUGUUGAUUAUUGCCACAGGCACAUGAUAGUUCAUCGUGACUUGAAACCAGAGAAUCUUCUGUUAGAUCAUAAUCUACAUGUAAAAAUAGCAGAUUUCGGUUUAUCAAACAUGAUGAUGGAUGGAGAGUUCUUACGUACUUCUUGUGGUUCUCCUAAUUACGCGGCACCGGAAGUAAUUUCGGGUAAACUUUAUGCUGGUCCUGAAGUAGAUAUUUGGUCUUGUGGUAUAAUACUGUAUGCUCUGCUUUGUGGUACUUUACCAUUUGACGAUGAACAUGUACCGACACUUUUUCGCAAAAUCAAAUCUGGAAUUUUCCCCAUUCCAGAAUACCUAAAUAAAACUGUUGUCAGCCUUUUAUGUCAUAUGUUGCAAGUAGAUCCUAUGAAAAGGGCCACCAUCGAAGAUAUCAAAAAACAUGAAUGGUUCCAAAAGGAUUUACCUUCAUACUUAUUCCCGUCGCCCGUUGAACAAGAUUCUUCUGUAAUCGAUAUAGAUGCUAUAAACGAAGUUUGUGAGAAAUUUAAUGUAAAGGAAGCAGAAGUUCAUUCUGCAUUACUAGGGGGAGAUCCCCACGACCAAUUGGCAAUUGCCUAUCAUCUGAUAAUAGACAAUAAAAGAAUUGCGGAUGAAGCCGCUAAAGCGGAGUUAAAAGAUUUCUAUGUGGCAUCUAGUCCACCUCCUGUUGCUUUUAGUCCCAAUGAUUCUAAUAAUAGCCCUCUAAGACCACAUCCAGAGAGAAUAGCACCAUUUCGAGAACGGCAGAGUUCUCAAGGGAGCACAUCAUCUCAGACACAAGGUAAUCGUGGUACUCCCGUAAAACGGGCUAAAUGGCAUUUAGGAAUCCGUUCACAAUCUAAACCUAAUGACAUCAUGAAUGAAGUCUAUCGUGCUAUGAAAGCCCUCAAUUUUGAAUGGAAAAUCAUAAAUGCUUACAGUGUUAGAGUACGCCAAAGAAAUAAAUUAGCUGACAAGUAUAGCAAAAUGUCAUUGCAACUUUACCAAGUUGAUUAUAAAAGUUAUUUGCUGGAUUUCAAGUCUCUGUCCAGUGAAGAAGGAGAGGAUAUAGGACGAGACCCUACGCUUCCACCGCCUCAAGCAACAGGUCACCAUACAAUGGAAUUCUUUGAAAUGUGCGCGGCAUUAAUCACACAAUUGGCUCGAUAAAUUUGUUACACAAUACGAGGCGUUGUUUUCCCAGAAUUGUGUUAACCAAAACUGCUGUCAAGUUUUAUUUUAAUUACAACACAUACCAUACAAUACCUAGGAUAAUGGGUUCUUUUAAAGAAAAUACAAAUGAAUAUCAGUUUCUCGAAGAAGUUAAGUACAGGCAAAUGAGAAAACAAUAAAUUUAUGAAAAG